Molecule: messenger RNA, 2038 nt
Organism: Nicotiana tabacum (common tobacco)
Lineage: Eukaryota; Viridiplantae; Streptophyta; Magnoliopsida; Solanales; Solanaceae
Biological process (GO): vesicle-mediated transport
Cellular component (GO): membrane
Source: RefSeq, a predicted model, not a curated record
UAUUCUCCAAUUCUUUCACUUUACCCCAAAGUGAGACUUUCCGAAAUCGGAUACUCGGCCCCAAAGUGACAAAAAAAAGCUCAUUUGAUCAUUGCACUAGUUUAUUGGGAUUUCUCAAGUUAAUCAACCAAAGUGAAUGCUGACACCUUGUCCUUUAAUCCCCAUUUUUCAAGUAAACGACCUUGUGCUUCAUCUAGUAGAUUGUAAGGUAUUGAUGAUCAUUGACUAAACCCCAAGUCUCAACAAAAUGUGGAAGCUAAGUGAAUCCAUUUUGGGGGACAAUGAAGAGCAACAAGAUAAUCUGUUCGGCGAACAAGAAGGGCUCUGCUCUCUUUCCCCUUUACAGAGAGUCUAUGGUUUCGCUGCCUGUCUGCUCGCCGGCUUGGUUUGUAUGUUCCUGUCUUUGGUUGUUUUCAUCAAGCCCAUCAAGUUUGCCCUGUUGUUUACUUUUGGCAACAUGUUGGCUAUUGGAAGCACAGCAUUUCUCAUUGGACCUGUGCAGCAAAUAUCAAUGAUGAUGGAUCCUGUUCGUGUCUAUGCCACAGCCGUUUAUGUGGGAUGUGUUGUUUUAGCUCUCAUUUGUGCACUGCUGAUCCACAGUAAGAUUUUGACACUACUUGCAAUCAUAUGCGAGAUAUGUGCCCUUAUCUGGUACAGUUUAAGUUAUAUUCCUUUUGCUCGUAGAAUGGUUUCAAAUGUCACUAUCCGCCUUUUUGACACUGAAAUUUAGCGGAUUUGAUGCUGAAGCAAUAUCACUCCAGUAUAUUUUCAGUGCUGGUCUGUAGUCUACUCAACUUGGAAGAGGUGCUUCCCCGCUGAUUGUUUUGAAGAAAUUGACAAUUCUUUCUGGUUUUCCUCUGCUGACAAAAGGAACUCCUAUUUUCAAUCAGGUGUGAAUGAAUUCGUUUGGACUGUUAACUUUUAUGCUGACAAAUGUUUGUUUCCUGUGGUUUCUCUUCAUUUCGGAAGGUUAUGUUUGCUUUCUUCUUGUGCUGCCCUGCUCACCUCAUAGUUGCCCUAUGCCUGAUUGACAAAUGACUUCACCCCCCUCCCUCACACAACAAAUUUAAAACAUUAACGAAACAUAUCAAACUCUUGAUAUAUCUUCUCUACUUUGUUCUUGUCUUUCAACUGUUCUGUUAUUUUUUCUCAUUGUAUACAUCUGUUCUUUCUGAUAGAGCUUUUUAUAUUUAGGAUACUAUAUCGGGAAUGACUAGAAAACCAAAACGGACAUCUGUUAUGUUUCUUACUAUUUUGUUCUUACGAUUUAGAGGACACAGAAAUGAUUAUUCAUCUCUUCCUAUACACAUUCUCAAAAGUUACUUCUAACUGUAUGCUAGUUCAUGUUUUCUUAUGAAUCCUUCCGGGUGAUAUCAAAAAGUACCCAUAAACUAACAUGAGAUGCACCUUUCCUUUCUAAUUAUUCUUUAGCCUGCAGUGCACCGGCUUCUUCCUUAAUGGCGUGUCUCAAUCUCAACCACCCGAGAACUUAGUGACCUUUGUGCCAUUGUGAUAAUCUUCCUUAAGAAGAGUAAAUGAGGAUGUAUAAAAUUUCUGUAGUAUUUAAAGCGUAUUAGAACUUUUUAUCUGUAGAAUGGGGUAAUUUUUGGACAAUAUGAAAAGAAAAAGAGAACUGUUAAGAGAUCAAGCUAAAAAGUAACAAUAUCAGAGAUGAAAGCAAGAGAGGAGAGCUUUUCUUAUUUCUUCCAGGUGUGUUCUCUAUUUGUACUAUUCCAGGUUACAAGAAGGUUGUCUUAAACUUGACAUUAACCAUUGAGAUUAUAUUUCAUAAUUGGAACAAGCAUUUUGGGAUGGAGUAUUUGUUAGUGAACAUGUGAGCCCGAAUGUUUACUUUUGUACUUUGUGAAGAAUAUAAUGGAGAAGUACUAGUAUUGGAAGGAGUAAAAGUUGGAUUUCGCAUAAUUUGAGCUAUAUAGGAUGUAUAUAGGGAAAAUGACAGUGUAUGGAUGUAUAUAGGGAAAAUGACAGUGUAUAGCUGCUCUCAAAAUAAUAGCCGAAAAAUGUAUAUUUUUGUAUA